AUGUGGGUUUUACCUCUGACUGGAGCGGCUCCUUCUGUCACUACCGAGCAGCUGGACACUGGGGUGGACUGGCUAAGUAAGUUUGGCUACCUCCCGCCCCCUGACCCAGUGACUGGUCAGCUUCAGACCAAGGAGGCCCUGACCAAGGCCAUCAAAGCCAUGCAGAAGUUCGGGGGGCUGAAGGAGACCGGAGUCUUUGACCAAGCCACACUGGGGCUAAUGAAAACACCCAGAUGUUCUCUGCCAGAUGUUUCUGAAGCAGACGCGACAAUGGGCCGCAGGAAACGAAGUCUGACUCCUCAGAACAAAUGGAAUAAGAGGCAUCUAUCCUGGAGAGUAAGGACCUUCCCCAAGGAUUCGGCCUUACUGGGCAGGGACACUGUUCGAGCCCUCAUGUACUACGCCUUGAAGGUCUGGAGUGACAUCGCACCACUUAACUUCCACGAGGUAGCAGGAAGUGAUGCAGACAUUCAAAUCGACUUCACUAAGGCCGACCACAAUGAUGGAUAUCCCUUUGAUGGGCCAGGGGGCACCGUAGCGCAUGCAUUUUUCCCUGGAGAGAGGUUUACAGCUGGGGAUACACACUUUGAUGAUGAUGAGGCCUGGACCUUCAGGUCACCAGACUCUCAUGGGAUGGAUCUGUUUGCGGUUGCAGUCCAUGAGUUCGGUCAUGCCAUCGGCCUGGUCCACACCUCAGCCAUAGAGUCCAUCAUGAGACCGUACUACCAGGGUCCUGUAGGAGACCCUCUGAAAUACGACCUACCCUAUGAAGACAAGGUCCGCGUCUGGCAGCUCUACGGUGUCAGAGACUCAGUGUCCCACACAAAUCGACCAGGCAACCCUUCCCAGACGGCUGAACCUCCUGUCCUGCUGGAUCUUCCUGAAAACAGAUCCACUCUUCUGCUGGCCCGGGAUGCCCCAGACAGAUGCACCAGUCACUUUGAUGCCGUGGCCCAGAUACGAGGGGAGGCCUUCUUUUUCAAAGGAAAAUACUUCUGGCGACUAACAAGAGAGAAACACCUGGUGUCUCUCCGUCCGGCUCAGAUCCAUCGCUUCUGGAGGGGCCUUCCACCCAAUCUGGACAGUGUGGAUGCUGUGUACGAGAGGCCUGGGGACCACAAAAUAGUCUUUUUCAAAGGUCUAAAGUACUGGGUAUUUAAAGACAACAAUGUGGAGGAGGGUUACCCUCGUCCCAUCAGUGACUUUGGUCUGCCCUCCGACGGCGUGGAUGCAGCCUUUGUUUGGCUACACAACGACAAAACCUACUUCUUCAAGGACAACAGCUACUGGCGCUACGAUGACCACCUAAGACACAUGGACCUGGGCUACCCUAAAGACAGCACGCUUUGGAAAGGGCUGCCACCAAACUUGGACGACGCCAUGAGGUGGUCUGAUGGGUCGUCCUAUUUCUUCAAGGGGAAGGAGUACUGGCGAGUGCCUGGCAGCGACAUGGAGGUGGAGGCAGGAUACCCCCGCCUCAUUGCUAAAGACUGGCUGCUGUGCACUGAGAUGCAGUCGGACUCUCCAGACACGGAGCCCAAAAGCACGGAGACGAGAGGCAACGCGCACCAUCACCCGGACCACGCGGAGAAUGGAUACGAGGUGUGCUCCUGCACCUCCGAUAGCGCCUCGCCUUUAGGCGCCCGCCCCUCCCCAUCUCCCAUGUGGCUGUUGCCACCUCUCUGGACGCUCUCGCUGGCCCUCCGCUCUGAACUGCUAUGAUGCCAAAGCAUUGGACAGAGUUCUCAAGCCGAGGGGAGGUAACAGACUCUUUUGGUGGAGGGUCAGUGGAUUCAGUCUGAAUACAAACUGGAACAUUUUGCUCAUAUAAAUAUCAAUUGUUAUGUUUUUGCUAUUAUUUUGCUGUUAUUUAUUUGACAUGCCAUUUGAUGGUCAACAAAAGCGCCUUGCAGUAUGGGUAGUACAUACAGUACAUGCAUACAUUAUCAUAUUAUGAUAGGGUAUAUCUAGAAGGCAUCUAUCCACUGAAAAUGACGAUGCGUGUACCGUGCUUUACAAGUCUGAGUUACAUAGAACCAAGUUCUACCCUUUAGUUUUCUCUUGAGUGUUUAAACUGUCUCAUCCUUGCAAGGACAUUGACUAUUCGAGAAAUAUGUUCACAUAAAAUACUACAGUACUCCAGCACCCUUUAUAAUUCUAUUUUUUGAAUACGACAAGUUUACAGCAAUAAUGAAUGGUAUUGUUGGAUGUAGGCAGGUCAAGGGGUUGAAUCACAGCCAGCAUUGAAUGUUACCCUGAAAAAUGAGGUAAACAACUGAGUAUGUAAAGGUUUUUUUUUUUUCAAAGGAAUGGUUCAACAUUUUGGGAAAUAUUCUUUUUCUAAUUGAGAGUUAGAUGAGAAUACUCAUGUCUGUCUGGCAAAUAUUAAGUAUCAAGACUGGAUGAGGUGCAAAAAUGGCACAUUGUGUUUUUAAAGUUACGUACUGGUAGGUGGAUUUUGUUUGGACAAUGACAGGCUAGCACUUUCCAUCCGUUUCCAGUCUUUUAUGCUAAGCUAUGCUCACCAGGCCUUGGCUGAUCUUCACAUGUUAUUCUCAGGAGGAAAACCAAAAAAAAAAGUUUAUUUCUCAAAAUGUUGAGCUAUUGCUUCAAAUAGUGCCUGGCAACUAGAACUUAAUGCUAGGCUGCCUAUUGCCUCCCAGCAUUCUCCACCAACCAAAAUGUUAUUUUUAAGUAAAGGUUGGUUACAGAUAAGGUUUAGUUUUAGGGACAAAUUAAUAACAUUUCUGAAAAUAUGCCAGAGUUAGCCAGAAAGGCCUAAUUUUCUGACCAUUGUUGGAGUUAAGGUCUACCCAGAGAAAGAGUCAAUAUUUUAACUCUAGCCUGACAGGAAGAGCUGCCUGAAAGACUCGAAGAGUGGCAUAUGGUAUAUAGAUACCAUAGUUAGACAGGAGACUGACACCCCGGCAUGUAUCAAGGCAGACAGGUGAAAGGUACUCUGGGAUGUGGUGUAGAUAGAUAGUUAGGUUUACAGAUGUAUGGCCCCACGGGAUGUUGACAGGAAGAAAAAUGAAGGACUUGCUUGGAUGUCGACAGGUAGAUGAAUGACAUCCAGGGCUGUAAACAGGUAGACAGGCGAACACCAUCCAGUACAGCCACACAAAGAAAAGAGCAGCCUUGGCUGAGAGCAAUUAAUGACUUUCUGUAUGACUGAAAGUUCAAAUCCAAGUUUCUCAAUAUCCCAUCAAAGUCAUAAUCCUUAACGCUGUUUACCUGCCCUGCCAUGCUCUUUGAGGAGCUGCUACUCAUGUAUCUCCAUGAAUUCAUCAUUUUCAACCCUCGUACAGAAGUAUCUCCUGCUAAUAUCAGAGGCGCGAUUGGUUUAGUUGUAUUUUUUGUAAUAAAUAUGCCUAGAUUGUGAUUCCAUAUUGCUUUGAUCAGAUUAUAGUUCUCCGAGCCUUUUUUUUCCUCACAGCUGGACGAUUUCCUCCAUCAACCCAAGCUCCCUCUGGUGAUGUUAGCAGAACCUCACGAGAUAGCAUCCGGAUUUAUUCUUGCUGAUAUAUUUACCGACAAUUUAAAUAUAGACACAGAUAUAUUUGAGUUGAGAUGUUCCAUGGUUAGUGCGAAAAAAACCAAGUGGACUGUGUAUAUUUCAAGGUGUGUUUUCUAAUGUAAA
Molecule: messenger RNA, 3640 nt
Organism: Larimichthys crocea (large yellow croaker)
Lineage: Eukaryota; Metazoa; Chordata; Actinopteri; Sciaenidae
Gene: mmp17a
Product: matrix metallopeptidase 17a
Exons: 10
Coding region: 1-1722 (573 amino acids)
Biological process (GO): collagen catabolic process; proteolysis; extracellular matrix organization
Cellular component (GO): extracellular matrix
Molecular function (GO): zinc ion binding; metalloendopeptidase activity
Source: RefSeq, a predicted model, not a curated record